UCCGGCUGCUUCCAGGAGGAGGAGGAGGUGGUCCCGCUCAAGAAAGAGAAGACACAUUUCACUGUGCGGCUGACAGAGCUGAAACCCGCGGACAAGGUGAAGCUGAUCAAGGAGGUGAAGAACUUCGUGCCAGGAGUAAACCUCGUGCAGGCGAAGAAGCUGGUGGAGUCCCUUCCGCAGGAGAUCAAGGCAAACGCCUCCAAGGAGGAAGCAGAGAAGAUCAAAGCGGCGCUGGAGGCGGCAGGAGGGACUGUUGUUUUGGAGUAGUCUCACCAUG
Acanthisitta chloris (rifleman) is the source of this 277-nucleotide messenger RNA. It is a transcript of the gene MRPL12, whose product is annotated as mitochondrial ribosomal protein L12. Gene Ontology annotation, molecular function: structural constituent of ribosome. NCBI's taxonomy places the organism in Eukaryota, Metazoa, Chordata, Aves, Passeriformes, Acanthisittidae. The transcript is spliced from 2 exons. Gene Ontology annotation, cellular component: mitochondrial large ribosomal subunit; ribosome. Gene Ontology annotation, biological process: translation; mitochondrial transcription. The annotation marks the transcript as partial. The record is from RefSeq and is a predicted model, not a curated record.